Molecule: messenger RNA, 2673 nt
Organism: Malassezia pachydermatis
Lineage: Eukaryota; Fungi; Basidiomycota; Malasseziomycetes; Malasseziales; Malasseziaceae
Product: phosphate transporter 1
Exons: 3
Coding region: 1-2673 (890 amino acids)
Biological process (GO): cellular response to phosphate starvation; phosphate ion transport
Cellular component (GO): Golgi apparatus; cytoplasm; plasma membrane
Molecular function (GO): inositol hexakisphosphate binding
Source: RefSeq, a predicted model, not a curated record
AUGAAGUUCGCUCGCUACUUAGAGGAAAAUGCCGUAGACGAGUGGCGACGUGCCUAUAUCAACUACCGUGGCCUCAAGAAGCUCAUUAAGCGUGUGGAUGAGCAUCAUGAAGAGCGAAAGCUUUUGCUCAACGUGUCACAGCCACAGCGCCAAGCCAGUGACGGUCCUGCGACUCGACUCCUGCGCAAGGGCCAAGGGAUCGUGCGUGGUAUGAGUACAGAUGCCUACGGUCGAGGGUAUGGUACAAUGCAGGACGAUCGCGAGAUCGAAGCGCAAGUCCCUUUGCCACCGGUCUUGCUCAAAGGCACGGGGCUGCGUUUGAAGGAGGAGGAGGAAGAGGGGGACGAAGAAGGGGUAUUUGUUGAUGAGGAGGCUGAAGAAGAAGGCGUGACAUCCACAUCACAUCACCUAUUUUUUCAGGGAAGGGAUGAGGAUGAGGUCGAGCAGCCAGCGAGGAAGACACGGUUCAAAGAUGGCGAAGUGAAUCGCUCUGCGACAUGGGUCGUCCCGGGCGAUCUUGACAAUACCGAUGUAACGUUUGACGAGCUGAUUGAAAUGCUAUUUGAUAAGGAAGAACGCAAGUUCUUUAGCGCGUUGGAUCAUGAACUCGCGCGCAUUGUGUCGUUCUUCGAUACACAAGAGCAAGAAGCGAUUGAGCGACUUUCCACACUGGUCGCACAGCUCCAGCAGCUACAAGAGCAUCGCCGUGAGUUCAAAACACGUACACGCCGUUUGUCCGGUGGAGCUAUUGGUCUCUCGCGCUUGCUGGCCAAAGUGCCGCGUGGUGUAGACGCGGAGGAAGUCCAACGUCUCAAGCUAAGUGUACAGAACCGUGAAAUGAAUCCCGCUCCGGAGAACGUUUCGAGCGACGAAGAUAUGGGUGAUAAGCGCCGUGCUCAAGCUAUGGAGCACGUCCAGAACUUGCACAUUGCCAAUCUACGUACCGAUUCCGUGUCGCCCUCUGGGACGACGACAUCGAAAUCAUUUGAUCCUGUGCACUACAAAGCAGCGCGCAAGAAGCUGCGAGAGGCAUGCAUAGAGAACUACCGUGCGUUGGAAAUUCUCAACAACUAUCGCAUUCUGAAUCGGACGGCGUUCAUGAAGAUCCUAAAAAAGUUUGACAAGACCCUGGAAGUGCAUACGAUGCAUAAGUAUUAUGACCAGCGUGUCAUGACCUCGUCCUUGGUCCAGUCCGAGGCCGUGCCCAAGAUGCUGCAUGCCAUCGAAGAGGUGUUUGCGUGCUACUUUGAACAUGGCAAUCGCAAGCGUGCACGCGAUAUCUUGCGUUCAGGCUCCUCGCAGACCAUCUUGGCGCAAUUCCAUGGGCAUCAUGGGAGCACGUUCCGUACAGGUCUGUACCUCGGUCUGGCACUGGGCCUAGCUGCCGAAGGGCUUCGUGGUGCGCUGCAGGAGUCUACGCCAGACCUUAUCCCCUCGUAUCAGACCCUUAUGGUCAUGUAUGCGACGUUGUUUAUUCCCACGCUUUUUGCGCUGCUCUUUGGUCUGAACUUGAUUGCGUGGCAACGUGUACGCAUCAAUACAGUGUUCAUCUUUGAGUUUGAUGCGCGCCAUGCGCUGGAACCGACACAAUACUUUGAGAUGCCUGCGCUGCUGCUGUUCCUCCUUUCGAUCUGUUGGUAUGCGUCGUUUGUGGGCAACCCUGCGUGGAUGCCAUGGUCACCUACAACGUGGCCGUUGGUAUGGCUUCUUACUGUUGUGGCCCUGCUUGUGAAUCCGCUUGAGAUGAUGCACAAAUCCAGUCGCUACUGGAUGCUUCGCUCUCUUGCGCGUGUGUGUACUGGUGGUGUGAUGUACAGUGUCGAGUUUCGUGACUUUUUCCUGGGCGACGAGCUGAACAGUCUGGCCUACUCCGUCUCGAAUAUGUGGGUUUUCGCGUGUGAAUACGAUCAUGGUUGGUACUGGCCUGAUCAAUGUGCAGGCACGCAAACGUACUGGACGCCUGUUCUUUCCGCACUGCCAGCAACGCUGCGUCUGACACAGUGCUUGCGUCGGUACAUUGAUACCAAUGGCAAGAUGCGCAUCCAUCUUGUGAAUGCGUUCAAGUACCUCUCGUCGAUCCUCAAUGUCCUAUUUUACUUCCGCUAUCGCCAGGCAGGCUCGCAAGGCGUGCUGCCCCAUGGUCUAUGGGUCCUCUUUGCUACGAUCAAUUCACUGUAUACGUGUACCUGGGACAUUGCGAUCGACUGGAAUCUGCUGCAGAAGUCGUCGCGCUAUCCACUUCUACGUUCGCACCUUGCGUACGAUGAUAUUUGGCCGAUGUACUAUGUCGCGAUGGUCGUGAACAUCAUGAUUCGAUUUGUAUGGGUCAUUUACCUAUUUGGGGAUGCUAGCUCGGUACCUCUGCGAGCGUUUGUCGCCGCGAUGCUGGAGAUGCUGCGUCGAUGGCAAUGGAACUUUGUGCGCUUAGAGAACGAGCAUCUCGGUAAUGCCGACUCGUUCAAGAUCGUACGUGACUUGCCGCUGCCCUACCCUGUGCGUCGCCGCCAUGGCUCCGACUACGGGGAUGAAGACGAGUACGAAAGCGAAAGCGAUACACGCACAUUGGGCCAUGGAUCGCAAAUGUCCACCAACGAGUCGCGCAUUCGCGAUGCCUUGCGGGAGACGCAGAUGCACCUGGACGAAGUGCGACAGCGCCGAACUACGACGCUGUAA